AUGAGUGACUCUAAGAUUGGCAACGCGGCCAACAAAAAGCAUGAGGUGGAGCAAGCUGCAGCUGAAAACCCCAUUGGUGGACUAGAUAAAACUCCUAAAAGACCAAGGGAAGAAGGUGAGAAUAAACAGGAAGAAGAAGCAGGCGACAGAUCGGAACCACUAAAUGGUGAUGAUAGGGACAAGAGGGGCGAAGAGAAGAAAGAGCAAGAAUCAUCGCACAAAAAGGCCAAGACUGACGAUGAAAAUGCUGCAGAUACUGGUAAAGUAGAAGAUGACAAAAAGAAGGACAAAUUCGUAUUUGGUGCGGCAUCUAAAUUUGGAAGUGGGUUUGGCGUUGCCCAGAAAGACACCAAAGACGAGAAAACCACCCGCAUAAGUACUGCUUCUUUAUCGGCUUCUGAGAAUACUACAAAGAAGCCAUUUGCAUUUGGCUCAGGCCUAUCGUUCGGCAGUGGUUUCAGCAUAUUGAAGAAUAAAACCGACGACAACGCUGACAAUGAAAAGAAAUUCAUUGACGACAGGGAUAAAGUCAGUAGCGGGCCUGAACCGCUGGAAAAGGCCUCAGAAGAACCAAAAGACACGCCCAAGCCUCUCAAAUUGCAAAAGCAGGAAAUCAAGUCUGGCGAGGAGUCCGAAGAGUGCAUAUAUCAAGUAAAUGCUAAACUGUACCAACUUUCCAAGAUAGAAGAAGGCUGGAAGGAAAGAGGUGUUGGUGUCAUCAAAAUCAAUAAAAGUAAACAGGAUAACGAAAAAACGCGUAUAGUUAUGAGAUCCCGUGGUAUCUUGAAAGUCAUUUUGAAUAUCCAAUUGGUUAAGGGAUUCACCGUGCAAAAGGGCUUCACAGGUUCUUUGCAGAGCGAGAAAUUCAUAAGAUUAUUAGGGGUCGACAAUAACGGCGACCCUGCGCAAUAUGCUAUAAAGACUGGCAAGAAGGAGACCACAGAUGAACUGUAUAACACUAUAGUCAAGUCUGUUCCUAAGUAA
Messenger RNA from Saccharomyces kudriavzevii IFO 1802, 984 nucleotides. RefSeq names its product Yrb2p (gene YRB2). Gene Ontology annotation, cellular component: cytoplasm; nuclear pore. Bases 1 to 984 code for a protein of 327 amino acids. The record is from RefSeq and is a predicted model, not a curated record. The transcript has a single exon. NCBI's taxonomy places the organism in Eukaryota, Fungi, Ascomycota, Saccharomycetes, Saccharomycetales, Saccharomycetaceae. Gene Ontology annotation, molecular function: GTPase activator activity. Gene Ontology annotation, biological process: protein import into nucleus.